AUGAUUGAUGCUGCUGCUACUGCUGUUGAUAAUAAUAAUGAUGAAGAUGAUGAUAAUGAUGAUGAUGAUGGUGGUGGUGAUGGUACUGAUGUUAAUGCAGAUGAUAAUGAUGGUGAUAAUAAUUGUGGUGAUGUUAAUGAUGAUGAUAAUGAUGGUGAUGAUGGUGGUAAUGAUAAUACAUACAUAAUAUUACUACAAAGCAAAAAUAGAUGCAAACAAAUGGUAAUGGGUCCUAUUAUUGAAUAA
Molecule: messenger RNA, 246 nt
Organism: Dracunculus medinensis (Guinea worm)
Lineage: Eukaryota; Metazoa; Nematoda; Chromadorea; Rhabditida; Dracunculidae
Source: the annotation of a GenBank genome assembly